AUGGAGAUGCAACCAAUAUACUCAGACCCUCCACCAAAGAUUGAUGAGAGCGAAUUAGCAUACAAAGAAAUACAGAAUGCCUUUUACGUUGUUAAGAACAUUAAUGGUCAAAAACUUCCUGAUGAGAAAUGGUUAGACCCAAUAACUAAAGCAGGAGAAAGAUUCAUUAUGUUUAACAUUGACCAAUACAGUCCAAGAGGAAAAGAUUACUUCAACAAGAUGUUUCCAAGAGUUAUGGCAAAGUUCAUUGGACAGAUAGACCUUUUCAAACAGAAGUGGACAUUCUAUUACGACUUUGAUGAGAAGAGAAACAUUUUGCGUCAUUUGAACAUCAAUACAAUGGGAUCAUUAGUUCAUCAGUUACUUAAUGAAGCUCCAAUAGCAGAAGUACAAGAAUUAGCAUCUAAAGUCCUUGAAUCAAACUAUGACUUCUUCCUUUGUAGUAUUCCUUCGUUAAGGAAGAUCGAGAUCUUUGACUAUACAGCUUAUUCAGAUGUUGAUGCUUCUGCUUUGAGAAAAGGAACGUACACACCAUAUAAACUCACAGCUGAAGAACAAGUUAUGUUAGAUACGAUGAGAGCAGCAGGUCAAGAAAAGAUCGCACUCAAGAUCAUCAAACAAAACCAUUCAAAGAAGAGAAACAGGUCACGUAAUGGUCAGCUUUGGACAUGGACAUGCAAAUUACCUAUUAACUUAGAGAGGUAUCAGAUCUUCAACGAACUUAAUGCAGAGACAGCAAAGAAGAUGAUGAAAGAUUCAUGUUUCAUCUACGCUUGUAUUCAAGCUGGUGUUGACGAAGCAACAAUUAAUCAUAUGAGGGAAAUCAUUCGUGUCAAAGAUUUUCCAAUGUCAAAGAUUAAGGUUAUUGCCAAAGAAACAGGAAUAAGGUUCCAUGUCAUCAAAUACAACGAGAAGUAUUCAAAUCAUUCAUAUACUUAUGAACCAGAUGA
Trichomonas vaginalis G3 is the source of this 950-nucleotide messenger RNA. RefSeq names its product organellar and viral DNA polymerase type B. The transcript has a single exon. Lineage: Eukaryota; Parabasalia; Trichomonadida; Trichomonadidae. The annotation marks the transcript as partial. The record is from RefSeq and is a predicted model, not a curated record.